This is a messenger RNA of Miscanthus lutarioriparius, 1563 nucleotides long. The record is from the annotation of a GenBank genome assembly. Lineage: Eukaryota; Viridiplantae; Streptophyta; Magnoliopsida; Poales; Poaceae.
AUGGAUCGCGGCGGUGCCGGCAGCGCCACGCUGCUGCGGAAGCGGUCGCUGUCCGUAAACACCACAGCGUCGGCGGCGGCCGCGGCGAUUGAUCAGAUCGGGAGCAUGCAGGCCGGGGGUGUGGCCGCCGCCGUCGGGGAGGAGCCGGUGAGCCCGACGGGGCGGCUGUUCCGGGAGCCGCACUUCCGCUGCCACAUCGUGUCCGUGUUCGGCCUCGGCGCGCCGGUCGACCUGCCAGCGCUGCGGGCCGUGGUCGCCGCCACGCUCGCGCGCCACCCACGCUUCUGCAGCGUCCAGGUGUUAAAUGAGUUGGAAAAGGACGCCAGGCCGAAGUGGGUACGGACAGCGGUGAACGUGGAUGACCACGUCAUCGUCCCCGAGCUGGACCCCGCCGCCACGUCGGCGGACCCGGACAAGGUCCUGGAGGACUACGUGUCGUCCCUGUCGACGCGGCCCAUGGACCACUCCCGACCGCUGUGGGAGGUCCACGUCCUGGACUUCCCCACCGCCGAGGCCGCCGCCGCGGUCGCGCUCCGCGUGCACCACUCCGUCGGCGACGGCGUCUCGAUGCUCUCCCUCUUCAUGGCCUGCACCCGCAGCGCCGCCGACCCGGGCGCGCUCCCUUCCCUCCCGCCGGUCCGGCGACGCGUGGGCCCCGUCUACGAGGUGCGGCGGCGGCCGCUCUCGCUCUCCUCGGCCGCGGGCGCGCUCGACGCUCUGGCAGCGCUGGCCGUGUGGCUCCUGUCCUUCCUUGUGCUCGCUUGGCACACGGUGGUGGACGUGGUGUGCUUCUUCGCGACGGCGGUGUCGCUGCUGGGCGACGCCCCCACGGUGCUCAAGGGCAAGGAGGGCACCGAGUUCGAGCCCAGGCGCUUCGUGAACCGCACGCUCAGCCUGGACGACAUCAAGUACGUCAAGAAUGCUAUGAGCUGCACUGUAAAUGAUGUUCUUCUUGGGAUAACCUCUAGCGCUCUAUCUCGGUACUAUUUCGGAGAACAGGUGAAAGCGACAGCAUUGGCAAGCAUGAUGGAGUCCAGCAAGGACAACGGCGCGAGAUGGGGAAACAAGCUGGGCUACAUGCUAAUCCCCUUCCACUUGGCCAAGCGCGAUGACCCCGUCGAGUACGUCCGGACGGCGACCAAGGUCGCGCGCAGGAAGAAGAGCUCCAUGGAGUCGGUCUUCACCUUCUGGAGCGGGGAUAUGGUUCUCAAACUUUUCGGCAUCAAGGCAGCAGCUGCGCUCUGCUACGGCAUGUUCACGCACACCACCCUGUCCUUCUCCAACAUGGUCGGGCCGACUGAACAGGUGCUGUUCUGCGGCAACCCCAUCAUCUACAUUGCACCCGGCAUCUACGGGCACCCACAUGCGCUGACUGUGCAUUACCAGAGUUACAUGAACUCCGUGAAGCUAGUCCUGUCGGUAGAUGAAGCACAGUUUCCGGAUAGCCAUCAGCUCCUGGACGACUUUGCCGAGUCCCUCAGGCUCAUUCGCAAGGCAGCUUCAGGAAAACCUGCAGGGGAGACGCAGGAUGCUGCUUCCAGAGUUCCAGUUGAGCAUACAUAG